AUGACCAAGAUCAACACUUCCCUCCACUCCUCAAGGAGAAAGUCCCGCAAGGCUCAUUUCGAUGCCCCAUCCAGCGUCAGACGUACCAUCAUGAGCGCUCCUUUGAGCAAGGAACUCCGUGAGAAGUACAACGUUCGCUCCAUCCCAAUCAGAAAGGACGAUGAGGUCAAGAUCGUUCGCGGCUCCAACGAGGGAUCCGAGGGAAAGGUCACUUCCGUCUACCGUCUCAAAUACGUCAUCCACGUUGAGCGUGUCGUAAAGGAAAAGUCCUCUGGACAAUCCGUUCCCCUCGGUAUCCACCCAUCCAAGGUCGUCAUCACCAAGUUGAAGUUGGACAAGGAUCGUGAGAACAUCCUUGAGCGCAUCAAGACUGGUCGUGAGAUCAAGGAGAAGUUGAAGAACAAGGCAUAA
Molecule: messenger RNA, 411 nt
Organism: Sclerotinia sclerotiorum 1980 UF-70
Lineage: Eukaryota; Fungi; Ascomycota; Leotiomycetes; Helotiales; Sclerotiniaceae
Product: 60S ribosomal protein L26
Exons: 3
Coding region: 1-411 (136 amino acids)
Biological process (GO): ribosomal large subunit biogenesis; cytoplasmic translation
Cellular component (GO): cytosolic large ribosomal subunit
Molecular function (GO): RNA binding; structural constituent of ribosome
Source: RefSeq, a predicted model, not a curated record